GCCCUCGAACAAUCUCAAGAAAGGACCGGGCUAUCAUCGGGCGCAAGAGUGGACCUCCCUGGGCCAAGACGUCCCGGUCUUGGUGCAAAUUCCUCCUGAUUGUGAUCUCCGUGGUUGGAUUUGGCUUUGGGUGGCCGACGCCGACUGGAGACUUUGUGCUCAACAAGUUCUAUGUGCACCUCGUUCCCGACUUUCAUGUUGAUGUGUGGGCUCAGAUGUGGGAUCCUGGGCCCUGGUCUUUCGAAGACCGCCUUGCAGGCAUGGCCGGUGACUUCGCUGGCUGGCAACUGGUGGUCGCCGUGGCUUUGUCUACCAGCUUCCUGGCACUCCAUCGUUUGGGUGUGGCACUGUGGGUUGUGCUCUACCCGGCUGUUCCUGUGGACUGUGCUUCGACGUGGAGGCCGGCUUCGAUGCUUUGCUUGGCGGAUCGUGCUCCGGACAGCCUGUUCUCCGAUGUGGGUGCAGUGGCUGAUGGCUUGCGGCGACCUUCUCGCCGUCGACUCCUUCGUUGGCUUUGGAGGAGACUUCGCCGGCAGGCUGUGGCUUUUGAGGCUGCUUGGGUUGGCAGCCGCCGCCGCUCUUGGUCCAAGAGCUUCUACCGUGCAAGGGUGCUGGCCUUCGACUUUGUGAAUCGACAUGGUGUCCGUGCCUCAGCUUCGACUUUGCCCAGGCAUUUCGACUUUGGGCAUCACCGCAUGGAGGCUGAUUAUCUUGACAACGCUACGUCAAGGCAGCUCAAGGCUGUGGAGGACUUGGUUGGCCGCGCUCGACGGCAACCAGACUUUGACUUCCUGGAUGGGCUCCAGAAGUUCAUCGAUAAGGAGCGGGCCAAUGCGGGCGGCUCCAUGGCUGGGGUCUCUUCCUGGACCUCGGGAUGGGACGCAAGAUGGGACGAUUUUUUUGGCAAGACUGGUCUGGCUGGGAAGAGGAGGAAGGCCCCGGGCUUUCUUACCAGCGGCCGCUUGACUGGCCGACGCUGGCCCCGGCUUGCAGACUGGAAGUCGGACAACGCCAGCUCCGUGGACUUUGUUCAGGGUCAGCUUGAGCUUUCUUUGGCCCUCGACAAGUCUCCAGAUGUCCCUCUGCUUGUGUUGGCGCAGGGCGUCGACGACUUCAAGGAGUGCGUUGGCAUUGCGGAGGGUGAGCCAAAGGCAAUGAUCACCAUUCUUCUUCCGGCUGACCAUCAUUGGCCCGAGGAUGACACUGACCACCGGCCUGCUACCAGCAGGAUUCCUGGCAACUUCCAGCGCUCUUUGCAGGUGAGGAGUUGCUUCAUCCGGUCCUUUGCGAGUGGUUCGCCGUCACUUGUGACAAAGCAGCAAGUCGCCACGGCUUCCAUCGCCGCUUACAAGACCAAGGCAGGGCCUCGCCAUCGUGAUGGAUGGGUGCUGCGCUUUGUUUGUCCGUGGAAGUUCCAUGGAUCUGCCCAGGACUGGAAGAAAGUUGUCUCCAACCCUGGCCGUGCUGCUCGUGAUUGGGCGUCCUUUGCCAUCAACUCGCACAAGGAGCUGGGGGACACCUUCAAGUUUGAGCUCCUGGAUGGUGGCAAAAGCAGUGCGCAGCUUCGGGGCCUGAUGCGGGCCGAUGACCUUGGUCGAUGCUGGUUUGUGGAGCCUGUGCAUGGCGACAUCCAGGCUACUCAUCAGGGUGUUCUUUGGCAUGAUUGGCAACCUGAAGAGUCGUGGCUUGAGUACUUGAAAAGGGCAGUCAGGCUUUCUGAUCAGGGAGUUGUGCUAGGUCGUGUUCAGCUGGGCUCUCGAGUCCCGAAGGACGACAAGCGCUUGGCCGAUAAGGCUUCUACGUGGCAGGCAUGUAGGUGCCCUCGGCACUGGACGGGCGAGAUGGUUUGCGACCUCUUCGCUUCGCUUGGCUUUCGCAAUGCCGAUGUCUAUCAGAAAUGCAACCGGGGCCCCGAGGUUGAUUGGCUCAUCCGAGCCAUCGCGCCCAAUGCCAAUGACCUCUUUCAGCCCAGUGUGAAGGCCCGGCGACGACAACAUCAUGGCUCUGUUGUCGACCUCAAGCGGGAGCAGAACGUGACCUACCGCCACGUGCCCAAGGACAAGCCCAGCAAGGCUAGGGAGAAGCGUGUUGUGGCCACCCAGCCUGCAGUUGAUCCUGACGGUGAUGCGGCUAUGCAGUCUGCUCCUGGUGCUGAGGAACAGGAGGCCAAGCGGCCCAAGAAGGCUCCAGAGGCCUCUGCUGGCAAGGGCUCUAAGGCUCCUCCUUGGUUCCCUGAGGGCGGCAAGCGUGUCAAGAACGAGGGGGGCGAUUGUUUGUUUUAUGCUUUGGCUGACGGCCUCAAGGUCCAUGCCCCUGAACAACAAGCUUCGGCACGCUCUGUCCGGGCCUUUCUGCACGCUUGGAUGACCAAGCGCAAGGAGGAGUAUGCUGCUCUUUGGGACGGCGUCAAAGCUGGCGUUGCCAACAAGGAGGCGGCUCCGGACUGGAAGGGUGGCUUCGAGGACUACCUCAACGACAUCCGCGUUGCCGGCAGCUCGCUGCUGCGGCCCAUGCUUGCAAGCGCGACAUCCUGGUCCUUGACACCAACGGGCAGGUUGUCUGCUUUUGCUAGCGCACCGGCCUCACGGAAAAGGACCAGGGAGAAGGACAGCCAGCCGCCGCCAUCCAAGCGCAGGGCUGGCUCCGCUGCUGUUCCUGAAGGUCGGGCUGGCGCCUCUCCAAGCUGGACUCCCAAGGCUGCUGAGCUUCGUCACCUUCGUGCUCCUGAACUUGCGUCUGGCUCGAGUGGGUUCGCUGUUUUCGCCUCGGCUGUCAAUGACAACCCUGACCAGGACCUUGAAGGAUGCUUGCAUGAGUGUGAUCCUGUCUGUGCUGACAAGCCCGCGUCAUCUCGGAGGUGGCCAAAAUCCAAGUACGAGGUUGAGGGAGGCUUCCGCUUUGAGUGUGAGAUGUGCCCGUGGGUUUCUGAGCACGAUACCCGCCGCAGGGCGGCCGUUGCUGCGACUAAGCAUUACAAGCGGGUGCGCCCGGAGAAGCCGCGCAGAAAGUGCCGAUGGUGUUGCCCCUACUGUUCCAAAGGCUGGCUCCUUAAGGAUGUCGAUGGCUACCCCAACAAGCUCCUCAUCAAGUGGCGAGCUGAGCAUCGGCAUGAGCAUCACCCUCGGGUUUCCGAUGCCAACUGGAGGAAGGCUUUGUCACGCCAAAGGCAGACCCCGCAGUUUCGUAAGGCCAGGAGGGUCGACAUGCUCAACAAGUUCACCGCCGUUCCUAGCCGAAUCUCGGACAUGAAGAAGGCGGGCUUUGACAUCUUCACUUGGCCCCGGCUUGUGCCUCGCACGGCUUCUAACGCCAAGGGUGCCAAGCGACUUCAGAUGCUUCGAGCAUGGAAGUGCGCCCAGUGCCACGCCACCUUUCGGGAGAAGCGUGGCGUCAAUGAACAUCGCGGUGGGCUGACGCUCACCCUGACCUUCAUGGCCUUGCUGCUGCGGACCUUCAUUCUACUUUCGAUGCUGCUGUGCAGAUUUUGGAGGCGGAGCCUGGCCUUCGUAAGUGAAUUUCGCUGUGCUACUUUCAACGUUCCGGCGGUGGUGGGGAAGCUGCCGCUGCUCUUCCAGAUGCUGGACUUGUAUGGGGUCCAGGUUGUGGCCCUGCAAGAAGUUUCUAUCAAUUUGCCGACUCGGCAGAGGUUCCGCAACGUGUGCCGACAACAUGGCUUCAACGUUGUCUUUGGCGGGCUGGAUGAGGCUGGCGUCACGAAGGUCGCUUUGCUCUCUUCACUGCCCAUCUCGGAAUUUGUUUGCGAUUCUCCAUGCCCUGAUCGUAUAGCUUGUGGUGUGGUCGAACUUCGGUUUGGAGCUGGCUCUGAGAUCGCUUAUACAAAGCUUUUGGUCUCUUCAGUCUAUGCUCAUGCGUGCGAUGAAGUUGCUCGCGAGUCCUUCCUCAAGGAUUGCCUCCGGAGCUUUUCUUUGUUGAGUGCCCGAUGGCUGGCCUUGGGCGACUUCAACCUGGAGGUCGAGGCCACGCGUCGUGAUGGCCACAGACGUAUUGACUUCGGGCUUGCUCAUCCUGCUCUUGUUGCUGUACAGAGGGUCCAGUCUGUUGACGUGGACUUCGGCAUUUCUGACCACGACCUCGUGGCUUAUGGCUUUGAAGUUGGCGACAUCGAUGUGGGUUCCUACAAGCCCCACCGCCCCUCCUUCUGUGAUGCCAGUGGGAGGGAUGCACUCCCUGACUGUGAUGCUGAGCUGCUACUCGCUGUUCGUCGCCUCCUUGAUGGGGGUGCGGUUGAUGAGGCUUGGACUUUGCUCUCGGACUUUGCUGAGGACCAACUUUGCUCUGACUUUGGCAGGGGUGUGUGCAGGCGUUCUUCUCAGUGGCGCCCUACCACCUUGUCCAAAUGCUCCAAGGCUGCUGUUGCUCCGGAGUCUGUUCACUUGAUCAGGCUCCGCCGCUUUCAUCGCCGUCUUCUUCAUUUGGGUCGGCAUCCUCACGAAGAUCAGCUUCGGGCUCGCGCUCAGCGUGAUGCGGAUCACUUCCGUGAUACUUUGCGUGCUGCUGCAGGUCACCACUGUGGCCUCCCUAGCCGACCUGAUCAGCUUGCAGAGCUUGCAGCUGUUGUCGACUCCAUCAUCAAGGAUGAGGAGAAGGAAGUGCGGGACCAUCGCAUCAAGGCCUGGAAAGCUUGCAUGCGCCUUGCCCCGGACAAACAGCGCACCUGGGUGAAGACUCAUGCCCAAGCUCAUGUCAAGGAGAUGCGCUCUGCCGGGCCCUCUCCUACCUUGGGAGGCGUGACUGCUGCUGCGAUUCAUCCCGCUCGCGUAGUUCUUGAGCAACAAGCGGAGUGGACUAGCUACUGGAGGCAGCGGCCCGGACGUGGCAUUGACCUCGGCUUCCGCUCCCUGUUGGCCGAUGUUCCGGUCCCUGAUGGCGAGAUCCUCGAGGUUGCCGUCACUGUUGAGGAGUUUCAGUUGGCCAUGCGAGCCAUGACCAGCAAAGCAGCUGGCCCUGACGAAUGGGAUGCGGGCCACCUUCUCCAGAUGGGUCCCGGCUGGUGGACUGGCGCUACGGAGAUUUGGAAUCACUGCCUCACCUCAGGGGACAUUCCGCAGCGCUGGAUGGAGGCCAGGGUCAUCCUUAUACCCAAGCCCACGGGCGGUCAUCGACUUUUGGCGGUCGCAUCUCGUGUUGUGGAGAGCGGGGGCUUGCCUUCCUGUGGCGCUGAGGAUGCCUUGCGCUGGAUUUAUCAUGGUUUGGCCCGUGCCCGUGAGGAUGGCAUCGCACUUCGCCAGGACAUCCACCGCUACUUUGACAGCAUCGACUUCGAGCAGGGCCUGGCCGUCCUUGAUCACCUUCGUGCCCCAGCCUGUGUGACGAGGCUCAUUCGGACCUUCUAUGCCCGAGGAUCCAGGAUUUUUGCUGUUGGACCUUUCCAAGGCGACGACUGGCAACGUGGCUUUCAGCGUGGCGUACUCCAAGGCUGUCCUUUGUCGCCUUUGGUUGGUGCGGCGGUGAUGCUUCCUUGGCUUCACCAAGUUCGGCUCCCGGGCAUCGAAUGCGCGGUCUACAUGGAUGACAGGGUGCUUUGGGCGUCCGAUCCUUCGAGCGGCGCUCAGCUUCGACUGGCCUUGGAACGGACCGAGCUCUUUGACCGCGUCUUUGGCUUUAGAUGCCGGCCUUCUAAGUGUGGCAUCGCUGCUUCUUCGGGCGGGGCUGUAGCUGACUUCGGCCUUGACCACUUGGAGUACCCCUUUGACACUAAGUUUGCUGUGCUGGGAGUUGUCUUUGAAUUUUGCGACCUCAGCCUAGUGCAGAUGCUCAACUUUGACAUCGACAUCGUGCUGGCCCGCAUCACGGACAUCACGGUGAAGUCUUGGAGUGCUCGCUUUGCUUUGCUGAGGACGCUGGUGGUGCCUGUCUUUACUUGGGCAGCUGGUGUGACCACCCUCCCUGAAGGUGAUGUCUCCAGAAUCCGGAAUGCUAUCCUCGGCUCCUUCGGUACUCAGCUUCCUCCAGAUGUGCCUUGGGGACCGUUCUUUGAGAUUCUUGGUUGGCAGGUGGAGCCCACCUUUGCGCUUGUUGCGGCCGCCGUCAGAGCUGCCGCGAGGUGCCAGGCUGCUGCUAAGGCUUGGCUUGAGAGUGCUCCUUUGCGCUUUGCGGCUAGUACUUGGCCUACCAAGCUGCCUGCUGCUGUGAAGGCGCUCCAUGACCUUGGCUGGGGCGUGUCUGCUGAUGCGACUCGCAUCCUUCGCCCUGGUGAGAAUGGCGCUUGGCGAAAGUUCCAUUUGGGCCAGGAUUGCUUUGGCUGCGUCUUUGGCUGGCUCACUGAAGCUCGGCGAGCUGCCUCCUACUUUGCUUCUGCGAGGGUGCGCAAGGUUCUCCACAGAGCCCCUGACCCGGAGUUUCCUUUGGCGCAGGGACUGCAGUUGCCGCUUCCUGGAGGCGGUGUGCCCUGCUAUGGAGGCCAUAGGCUGUGCGCUCUCCAGGCCUCGGACGACCGGGAGCUCUUCUUGGCUUCGCUUGCCGUCGGCUGCAACUGGUGGCACUUUCACCGCGGCUCCAAAGCUCCUCGUGGUGAUCCUCUUCAACUUUGUGCUUGCGGUGGCUUCACUCCUUCGAGGCCGCACUUUGGGUCUGUCCUCACACAGCUGAGGCCAGGGAGGGAGUUCAGCCUCCUGCUGAUAGAGGAUUCUUGCCUCUUUAUCGCUACGGACGGCUCUGCCGUUGAGGAGGUUGCUGCUUUCGCUGUGGUCGUGCCCGACUGCCCUCCGUUUGUCUCUGGCCUGGACACGGCUGCUGCACUUGCUACGAGCCGGCUGGUUGGUCUUCGUGCUCACAUCAUCAUUGUGAUCGAUUGCCAGGCCGCCAUCACGACUUUGAAGGGUGGUGGGAAAUCGCCCAACCUUGCUCGCCGUGCCCACGAUGCUUUGUGCAGACUUCGUGCCCUGGCGGAAGUUGAGAUCUUCUGGAUUCCCGCUCACGACAAGAUCAAGUCUGGAUGGGUGCCUCAUCGACUUGCUUCUGAAGUCAACGACGCCGCAGACAAGGCUGCUCGGGCAGAGGCUACCAGACUGCUUCGUGGAUCUCAGCUCCAGCGCUGGCUCAGGCUUCGUGAAGAUGCUGUUAAGUGGGAGGCUGCCGCCAUCAAGGCAGCCGCUGCGGCCGCUAAGGUUGCCAGAGCCUGGUGGUGGGCGGCGUGA
Messenger RNA from Symbiodinium pilosum, 7157 nucleotides. The record is from the annotation of a GenBank genome assembly. NCBI's taxonomy places the organism in Eukaryota, Dinophyceae, Suessiales, Symbiodiniaceae.